Messenger RNA from Schistocerca gregaria, 1053 nucleotides. RefSeq names its product ankyrin repeat and protein kinase domain-containing protein 1-like. Bases 1 to 1053 code for a protein of 350 amino acids. The transcript has 3 exons. The record is from RefSeq and is a predicted model, not a curated record. Gene Ontology annotation, molecular function: protein binding. NCBI's taxonomy places the organism in Eukaryota, Metazoa, Arthropoda, Insecta, Orthoptera, Acrididae.
AUGUGGAGAGAAAAGGCUGCUGAGGUUCGCCAUGUUCCAGAGUCAUUCACAAUGGAACCCACCCAGGAUGUUAUGGAGACCCCAGCCAGGGACCUGGGCGCCCUUCUGGGCGCAUGGGACGGAGAAGUCGUCACACUGUUGGCGGACGGCACCCGUCUCGUGGCGCACAGGACCGUGUUGGGCGAACGGAGUCCCGUGUUUGGCGGCAUGUUUCGCCACGACUCACUGGAAGCCAACGCCGGCGAGGUCGCAGUCCAGGACUUGGAGGGCCCGGUGCUCCGCCAGCUGAUCGCCUACCUCUACACCCUCCAGGCCCCUCAGCUGCCCAGCCUGGUCCCUCAGCUGCUGGCAGCCGAUGAUAAAUACGGCGUGUCGGCCCUGAAAGCUCGGUGCGAGCAGGUCGUGGCCGCUCAGCUGUCCGUCGAGACUGCGGCGGCCACAGCUGUUCUGGCGAUCAGGCACUCCUGCACUAGCCUCAGGCAGGCCGCCGUUAACUUCAUCAAGGCCAACGUCACGCAGGUUAUGACCAUACAGGGCUGGGCUGACGCAGAGAAGAACAGCAGGCUGAUUCAGGCAGCGAAGGAGGAUUCAGUUACCGGGUUGCAGAUGCUGCUGGCGGCUGAUGCGGACGUGGGGGCGAAUGAGGAGAGCGAGGACAGGGGGACCACCCUCCACUGGGCAGCAAACAAGGGACACGCGAAGGCAGCGAGGUGCCUGGUGAAGGGUGGAGCAGACGUGGACGCCAGGGCUGCAUACUAUGGCCAUGAGGCUGUGGCGCGGCUGCUGCUAGAGGCAGGGGCGGAGGUUGAUGCCACGAACAAAACGCAGAGCACACCCUUGCUCUUGGCUGCAGUGAAAGAGCACACGGCGGUGGUGCGGCUGCUACUGGCCUCCACGCCUUACCGCAGCGCCAGGAAACAGUGGGGGCGAACGCCGCUACACGAGGUGGCUCUGAACGGCCACGCAGAGGUGACCUCUGCACUGCUCGAGGCAGGGGCCGGCCAGACCACCAGGGAUAACCAGGGAAAAACCCCACUGCAAAUAGCCAGGUAA